Molecule: messenger RNA, 426 nt
Organism: Colletotrichum graminicola M1.001
Lineage: Eukaryota; Fungi; Ascomycota; Sordariomycetes; Glomerellales; Glomerellaceae
Product: LysM domain-containing protein
Exons: 1
Coding region: 1-426 (141 amino acids)
Source: RefSeq, a predicted model, not a curated record
AUGAGUAAUCUCAAGACCUUAUUCGAUAUCAAAGACAUGCCGCGAGACGAGCUGUGUUCAUUCUGUCACGUGGAGAAGCCCCGUUUCAUGCAGCAGUCGAGUGCCUAUUCGACCUAUGAUGAAGAUUGGAAAGGCGACCUGGAGUACGUCUACUCGACUUGUGGCCUCAGCGUUCCGACUGAGGUCAUUCCGCCUCUGAUGGAGGCCGAGCCUGAAUCGCCAGGACUCUGCAUCUCCGACGAGUUCUACACAACCUCAUCGGGCGACACGUGCGACUCCAUUGCGCUCGCACAUAAGGUCGCAUCCGCCGCACAAUACAUGGUAAAUUCGGAGCUCUACGGAUGUGAUUCCAUCACCACAGGCCAGGAACUCCGUUUGCCCCUCUCGUGCCCGAAGACGUACGCCCUCCAAGAGUCCGACUCGUGA